AUGAUCACACUCUUAGACACGGCGUGGGUGCACACACAAACGGCCCUGCUUCCACCUUUAACCCACCUGCUGCGUGUGUGCAUGUGUGUGUGCGCUCCCAUGUCUCCUAGCAAGAUCUACUGCACUGGAGAGCUCUUAAGGCAGGUGCAGACAGCUAAACUGUUUGAUGACAACAAAUCCUUUGUGGAUAUGAAAUUGGCAGCAAAUCCCGAGGUCGUGAUGGAGGCCUUCUCCAAUCUAUCGCAGAGGUUCCCCAAUGGGACAGCUCCUCCGUCCGAGCUAUGGCUGUUUGUGAACGCUUACUUCGUGGACGACGGGAAGCAGUUUGAGCCGUGGACUCCACCGGACUGGCACGAGAGGCCCGUGUUUCUCUCCAAGGUUUCUGACUCUAAGUUACGCGGCUGGGCUGAGGAGUUGCACGGAUUGUGGAAGUCACUGGGUCGGAAGAUCAGUAAUGAUGUCAGAGACAACCCUCAGCUAUAUUCAAUGAUCUACUCCCCAAAUCCAGUCAUCAUACCAGGGGGGCGUUUCACAGAGUUUUACUACUGGGACUCAUACUGGGUGUUAAACGGCCUCCUCCUGUCUGAGAUGACCGACACAGCCCGGGGAAUGAUCCAGAACUUUCUCCACAUGGUGGACAGGUAUGGAUUUGUACCAAACGGAGGUCGUAUUUACUAUGAGCGUCGCAGCCAGCCACCUUUCCUGUCUCUGAUGGUGGAGAGCUUCUAUGAGGCCACUGGAGAUGUGGAAUUUCUCAGGCAGGCUUUGCCCACCCUGGUGAAGGAGUACAUGUUUUGGAUGGAGAAUCGCUCCACUGCUGUGGAAGUGAAUGGGACGAGUUGUGUGUUGAAUCGCUACAGCGUGCAGGUUGGCCAGCCCAGGCCAGAGGCUUAUAGACAAGAUGCAGAGCUGGCCGAGGGCUUACCUGCAGAGGCCCAAGAGAAAUUGUGGGCAGAGUUAAAGUCAGCCGCGGAAUCCGGCUGGGACUUCUCCUCACGCUGGUACACUGACACCUCACACGGGGGGCCUGGCUCACUCCAGGACACCAGCGUGAGCUCAGUCCUGCCCGUAGACCUCAAUGCUCUCCUGUGCCGCUGCGAGCAUCUGCUAGCCUCCUUCCACAGGACCGUGGGGGCUGAGGAGGGGGUGGCGCAAGCCUUCGAGCAGGCCGCCUCCACCAGGAUGGAGGCCAUGGAGAGUGUGCUGUGGGACGUGGAGAAGGGAGCCUGGUUUGAUUACAACCUUCAGAGUGGGGUCAGGAACUACGCCUUCUACCCCACGAACCUGAGCCCGCUGUGGGCACGCUGCUACUCUCAGCCUGCCAUGGGGCUGAAGGCCCUGCACUAUCUCAGAGGGAGUGGAGGUCUGGACUACCCUAAUGGCGUGCCUACCUCCCUGAGAGAGAGCACUCAGCAGUGGGACCUGCCCAAUGCCUGGCCCCCACUCCAGCACAUGCUUAUAGAAGGCCUGGCUCAGCUGGACUCUGCAGACAGUCAAGAGCUGGCAUUUGCUUUGGCACAGCGCUGGAUUCACACAAACUGGCUGGCGUAUGCCAAAUACCGGGCCAUGUUUGAGAAGUAUGAUGUCAGUGGAGAUGGUAAACCUGGUGGAGGCGGUGAAUACGAGGUCCAGUUGGGGUUUGGCUGGACCAAUGGAGUUGCUUUACAGCUGCUGGACCAGUAUGGUGAUAGGCUGAGCUCUGGGGGCAACUUAGUGUCUGGCCUUCUGAUUGGAUUCAUUUACCCUAUUCUAAAUUUGCUGUUAUAA
Messenger RNA from Electrophorus electricus (electric eel), 1767 nucleotides. RefSeq names its product trehalase (brush-border membrane glycoprotein) (gene treh). Gene Ontology annotation, molecular function: alpha,alpha-trehalase activity. Gene Ontology annotation, biological process: trehalose catabolic process. The record is from RefSeq and is a predicted model, not a curated record. Lineage: Eukaryota; Metazoa; Chordata; Actinopteri; Gymnotiformes; Gymnotidae.